Molecule: messenger RNA, 1012 nt
Organism: Drosophila ananassae
Lineage: Eukaryota; Metazoa; Arthropoda; Insecta; Diptera; Drosophilidae
Product: chymotrypsin-2
Exons: 1
Coding region: 33-842 (269 amino acids)
Biological process (GO): proteolysis
Molecular function (GO): serine-type endopeptidase activity
Source: RefSeq, a predicted model, not a curated record
CAACUAGCCCAGUCUUUGCUUGCAGCUCAGUGAUGGCGUUACCGCGGUUUCUUACUCAACUUUUGAUUUUCUUUACCUGCCUUUUGAUUGAGUUCGUCCUGGGACAGGAAAACUUUAUAGUGGGCGGUCAGAAUGCCGUCGAGGGCGAGGCUCCCUACCAAGUGUCCUUGCAAACUUUGGCGGGCAGUCACCUGUGUGGCGGAGCCAUCAUUUCUGAGCGUUGGAUUCUAACGGCGGGUCAUUGUGUGAAGGGUUAUCCUGCCAGCCGUCUACAGGUCGCCACGGGCACUAACCGCUAUGCCGAACCGGGAGCUAUCUACCAUCCUGAAUCCAUCUACCUCCACUGCAACUACGACACUCCCAAGUACCAUAACGAUAUCGGAUUGUUGCAACUGAAUCAGAGCAUUGUGUUUGAUGCUCGAACCCAGGCGGUGGAACUUCCCACCUCUCCGUUUCCCCAAGGAUCUUCGGAGCUGCUUUUUACCGGAUGGGGCUCCCAGUCGGCAGCCGGAACUCUUCCGUCUCAAUUGCAAAAGGUGCAACAACAGCAUCUCACCAGCACAGCCUGCAGAUCCCUGCUCACCGACUACGAGGAUCUGGAACUGGGUCCUUGUCACAUUUGCGCCUACCGACAAGCGAAUAUCGGGGCCUGCCACGGGGAUUCCGGAGGUCCUCUGGUCCACGAAGGAACACUGGUGGGAAUCUUAAACUUUUUUGUACCCUGUGCCAAGGGUGUUCCGGAUAUAUUUAUGAAUAUUAUGUACUACCGCGACUGGAUGCGGCAGACAAUGAGUGGCAAUGGAAAAUGUGGCCAUGUAGACCAGCAAAUAAUAAAUGGAUAACUUUCAAGUCCUUUAUUUUAAGUUAUUUCCAUCAUUUAUUGUUUUCCUAAAAAACUUAUUCUUAUAAUAUUUAUUAAAGAAACUUAAAACAGCCGAUUCUGCAGUUUAAAAAAGAAACCUAUAUUGUAAGUUUAGGAAUGCUAUAAAUAUUAGUCCCAUUUUGAUAAAAA